This is a messenger RNA of Epinephelus fuscoguttatus (brown-marbled grouper), 1327 nucleotides long. RefSeq lists its product as uncharacterized. The record is from RefSeq and is a predicted model, not a curated record. NCBI's taxonomy places the organism in Eukaryota, Metazoa, Chordata, Actinopteri, Perciformes, Serranidae. Bases 163 to 1098 code for a protein of 311 amino acids. The transcript has 5 exons. Gene Ontology annotation, cellular component: external side of plasma membrane. Gene Ontology annotation, biological process: cell surface receptor signaling pathway; immune response; negative regulation of T cell proliferation.
UGAAUUCUUUGCAGAAGUUAAGAAAUACCAUCAGACUCCCUACUGAGAGUGUAAACCUGCACGUUACAUUUGUUUACAUUUUAAAAGCCUCAGUAGAUUGGUAUUUAAACCCAGCCUCUGAGGAAGUGGUGAGAUACUUGCCUGGGUGUACUUAAAUUUUGCAUGCACAGGAAAUUAACGUGGUCUUUCAGGAGAGACAUGCCAAAGAAAAUUUUGUCUGAGAUGCAUCACAGCUUCACAGUGAUGAAAUGGGGACUGACACAACAGAUGUUUCUCUACGUUAUGGUCUCAGGUACCCUCUCUCAGGUCACAGUCCACCAGUCUUCUGUGCUUACCGCUGCUCUGGGUCGUGAUGUUACACUGCCAUGUCAUCUAAGUCUUUCCAACAAAGUGAAAAUGGUGACCCCAGCGGUUCUGUAUUGGUACUUCACACAGGACGGCAAUGACAAUCGCAGACUGUGGUUCCCCAGUGAUGAAUAUAUGGGACGUGUCAACCUUCUGGAAACCAGUCCAAACACUUUAAACAAGUCCAUACGUCUCAAGAAUGUCCAGUGGGCUGACAGUGGGAAGUACCAGUGUAAAGUCUCUGUCACAACAGAGAAGGAUGACCGUUUCAGGAGGACAGGAAAUGAAACUUUACUGUUGGUUUAUGAAACCAUGAUGUUUAACCUCACCAGUCACAAUGACUCUCUGCUCUCGUGUGAAGUAAACGUGACCCGGGAUGCCGGACUUCUUUUGUCCAUUUCUCACAAUGGCUGCAAACUCCAACCUGUUGACUCUGCUCCAGGAGAUGCUGGUGCUGCUCUGCCCUUCACCACACUCUCUGAGACCGUUUCUCUGAGGAGCAAAGGAGAAUAUGAGUGUCAGCUGCAGCUGAACAAAGAUCUGAUAACAAAAAGCAUCUUCCUGUACCAUCCUCCUGUGGCUAGAGAUGGUGAAGGUGGUGAAAAAAAUGUUUCACGAAUGUGUCCAUCAACUGUCCCCGAGCCAGGUGUGGUGGCGUUUCCAGAGCCGUGGCUCCUGUAUAUGGCUGUCCUCCUGGUGCCAUUUACCACCCUGCUGAUACUCAUAAGUGUCCUGCUGAUGUAUAGAUGCUGAGUUUUUCAACAAAUGAUUGAAACGGUGGCUCAGCAAUGGAGAUCCAGGCUGUCAGGCUGAGGCAUUUUAGAGGUCCAGAUUAAAGGGGAUAUAUUGGCAUAAAUGGGAUAAAAUAUAAGAAGUAUAUUUACUUUGGUGUAUGAUCACCUGAAAAUAAAAAUUGUUGUGUUUUUGUUAGCUUAAAACGAGCCAUUUAUAUCUGCAUAGGUAGCCUCCUCGUCUACGGUGA